Molecule: messenger RNA, 1071 nt
Organism: Somion occarium
Lineage: Eukaryota; Fungi; Basidiomycota; Agaricomycetes; Polyporales; Cerrenaceae
Source: the annotation of a GenBank genome assembly
ACCCGAGAGCUCGUCAUGUUCGACAUGCGUGGUGAAUUCGUCCCAUAGCUCACGCAAGAAUAUGUUGUCCUCGGACGAUUAUUUGGAGGUCAUAGAGGUAUAAAGCGAGCGCAGCUUGAGCCUGUCCAAAUCAACACUCUCACCGAGUGAACAACAGCACGUACUCCCAAUCCCAAGCACUCUCCGCCACAAGUUCUAAUCACCAUGUUCUUCUCUCCCAAGUUGCUCUACCCUGUCUUCGCCGUGAUCAGCGUCGCUUCGACCGCGUUCGCAUCGCCGGUCGCUGCGCCUGUCGCCGAGCUUGUCACCAGGCAGAGCGAUCUCGUGAGCGAGAUCCAGAGCUUCCAGUCCACCGUUUCUCCCCUGAUUGACCAACUGAGCCAGGCGGCCGCCACAGGUGCUGAUCCCUCUCCCGCUGUCGAUCAGCUCUCGUCUGCCUUCAGCGACUCGACCAACUCCUUCAAGUCCAAGAAGGGUGCUAUCCUUGCCGACGUUGAUGUCACCGUCUUCCUCGAUGUCUCCCUAGAUAUCGUAGUGAAACUCGUCGUGGCUCUCUCCAAGUUCCCACUCCUCGAUCUCUUCUUGUCUGCCAAGGUCGAUGUCAUCCUCAGCGCCUGGAUUUCUGCCUUAGGCGUCGUUUCUCCCGGUAUUGCUCCAAAGAUUGGCAAAGGCAUCCCUACCGCUGACAUCGGUAUUUUCGCGAUCCUGAAGCUCUUGCUCUCUGCGAAGGUUCUGGCCAUCGUCGACCUGCUCGGUAUCAUCAAGUUGUAAAUGUCCCCAUAGAGUAGCUGGUGGUUAUCGCGGUUUGUCCAUAGGUUCUUCGUGAUAUCCGGCGUCCAAUACGUAGGACUACACGCACUCGAACAAUGUGUUUGUGUACUUCUUUUUUUUUGCUUCAUGGUUUCGACCGUUUUGUUUCGUAACAACCUGAUAUGUCAGAUCUGUACCGAAAGAUUCAGCGAUGUGAUUUACGGAUGUGACAGAUACAUGUUGUCUCAAGAAUUAAGCAUCCGAUCCGCAAUGUACAGAGAUGCUGCUUUUCAUACACUUUCCUAUCCACUCUUGGAUUUA